Messenger RNA from Histoplasma capsulatum G186AR, 3501 nucleotides. RefSeq lists its product as uncharacterized. Gene Ontology annotation, biological process: DNA-templated transcription; regulation of DNA-templated transcription. The transcript has 7 exons. Lineage: Eukaryota; Fungi; Ascomycota; Eurotiomycetes; Onygenales; Ajellomycetaceae. The record is from RefSeq and is a predicted model, not a curated record. Gene Ontology annotation, molecular function: zinc ion binding; DNA binding; DNA-binding transcription factor activity, RNA polymerase II-specific. The coding region runs from base 1 to 3501 and encodes 1166 amino acids.
AUGGCCAAUCGCCAGGCAUGGGAAUCAGCAAGGGAACUAGCUAUGCAGGACAGCAACUCAGUUGCCAGACUCCCUGCUGAUGAUACCAAGCCAAAAGAUAUACAUGCUACGUCUUCAACUCAUGCAUCACGCAGGAGGAGGUCGUACUUGCCCGCACCGAAGCCUAUCACUCGCUUCCGAAUCACCAAGAGCUGCCUUAUCUGUCGGCGGCGCAAAGUGAAAUGCGACACCGCCCGUCCGACAUGCGGAACUUGUGAAAAAACGAAAUCCGAAUGUGUAUACAACUCUUCGUCCCUGACUGAUUUCUCCCAGUCACCGCACCAUUCAGGAGAUAAUAGUCAUGGUAUUAAGCGGCAGAGGGAACUAAACGACCCCGUAGUUGUUGAAAGUUCAUCUGUCGAAGUGCAAACACCGUACCACAUAUUGAGAGAGAUACAGCGGGGUCAGGCUGCGCUGCGCGAACAGUUUUCAGAUUCACAAGCUAUUGCCUCCAGGUUGGAUCAACUCACAGCCAUUGUUGAGAAAUGGACUCGAACAAAUGGGCCUCAGUCUCUCGAAAAACUUAAUACGGCCGGCCAGAGGCUGAUACAUGAUACGCCAAUUGAUGCUGAAUUUCAGCAGCGAGGCGCGACUGAUUAUCUGAAGUUAGCGGACAUUUCGUCCCCUGCUGGUCAGUCGUCCAAAGCUCGACAGUGCCAAACAGGGCAUACUGAAAAUAGCACCGGUGAUGACUUUCCGAUCCCGAGCGGCCUGGAAACGGACCUUGUUGAUCCGGUUGGGUCGUUAAAUUUGGGCCACCUAAGUUUGGAAGAAGGUGGGAAAUCAAGAUACGUUGGAACGACCUAUUGGGCAUACAUCUCGCGCGAGAUAACGGAGCUUAACCGGCUACUGCGAGGCCAAACCCUCUCUAAUGAUCGCUCAGCCAGUCCAAGUGAUGACUAUUCUUCUUUGGAUGAAGAUGAAUUCCAGGAUUUGACGCCUCCAGGCAGUAGUCGCGGAACAAAGACAACACCACAUACCCGCAAGGACUCGAUUAGCAAAUCAGUGCUGUUCCCAUUGGGCGAGCCACCGGGAUCACUGGAUAAACCAGUUGAAUCAAAUAUGUUGGAGAAUGUCCCUACAAAACGACAGAGCGGCAUUUUGUAUAAAGGAUUCAUGUCUGGAGUGCAUGCUAUUAGCCCGGUGGUGCAUCCCCCUUCGAUUCUCAAAAAAUAUAAGGCAUUCUGGAAUUGGUACGAGAAUUCCGGGGAAUCUGGAGAACCUUGUCCUGAUCCUUCCUUUAUUCCACUUCUUUAUGCCAUCUGGUACGGUGGCUCUGUUACAAUAUCGCUCUGGACGAUCCGCGAUGAGUUUGACGUCGAAAAUCGGGCCGCCUUGUCUACCAUUUUCCAUGACGAAGUUACUCGUUGGCUUCGCAGAAUAUCGUUUCCCAGAAACCCCUCAAUCCAUGGGCUCAAGGCGUUCCUUCUUGUACAGACUAUUUUAUCUAGAGAAGAAGAGCCGCUGGCGAGUAGCUUGUUCAUUAGCCUUGCCCUUCGUGUUGCCCAAACCAUGGGGUUGCACAGAGACCCUGCUCAGUUUGGCAUUUCAGCUUGUCAGGCAGAGGCUAGAAGACGCAUAUGGUGGCAUAUUGUCCAUAUGGAUGGCGUAGUAGCGAUGUCCAGCGGCCUCCCUCCUCUUGUGAGUGAUGAAAAUUACUGGGAUGUACGCAUUACAAGCGAAGUUAAAGAUACUCUUUUAGAUACCCCUGAAGCGGCAGAGUACGAACGCAUGAUUAACAGCAAUGAGCGGAAACCGGAUUGCCCAAGUGAUCCGAAUAUGUGCCCAGGUUCAUCCAUGGUGAAUGUGUAUUAUCUAUCUGCGAAAGGAAAAUAUGUUAUGGCUCAGGCGAUUCGAAAGAUCCUGAAGAUUCAAUUAGGGACCAAACCAGUUACUCGACGGGACAUGGAAGUUUUGCGUACAAUUUUGAUUGACCUUCAAUCUCAAUUAAAGGCAAUAGUCGAUCGGAUACCGGUAUCAACAUCCGUGAGCCCUACCAGCCGCGAUGCCUCCAGCUACCACUCCACUCCAUCAUGUUCUGCAUCUACAGCUAUGGAUUCUAAUGAAUCUACGACAUCUGACAUCGGUCCUAGCUGCCUAGAGCAGUAUCACUCCCCAGUCCUGGUUGCUUUUCACAAGUGGGCUAGGAUAUUACUUUCCCUUUUCGUCGACAAGCCAUUUCAAUGGAGCUGGCCAGGGAUAAUGCUUAUCGACCUAUACGAACGCCCGCAAACCGCAGAGGCACCCAAAUCCCGCGCCUUCAUCGACAAGAUCUUCUCGCUUUCUGGCCCUGAUGGAGGCGUGGUGGGCGGUGAGGAUGGCAUAUCAACUUCUCGGCCCCUAAGAGACGGCGGCCGUGAAGCGUGGGACAUGUUACGACGUUUGCGGGAGAAAGCUUGGCUAAAAGCAGGGCUUGACCCGAGCGUACUUUGGACAGAACAGGCACAGGCGGAGGCUCGGCGUCCGAGUAAUAAGCACAUGGCUAUGCAAAUUCCUAAGGAACGACGUGGAUCUACGUUCCGAAGUUUGGCUGAUGGUUAUUUUACGCCCGUCAAGGAACCGUGCGAUCGUAAUAUACCCAGCAAUAGCCAAUCGGUGAAACCACAAAGGGAACGAGAGCGGGCGCGAGCGCAGAACGUGAGGGACAACGCACAUAAAGAAGACAAAUUUAUCCAAGAAAGGCAUCCCCAUACCAAACUAGAAGCCAAUAGUGUUUCCUCCCAUGACUACGCCACAUCUACAAGUCCACUGCCAGAUAAUUUAUUUCCAUGGCCUGCUGCUACAUCCCAACCCCCUCAGGCGGGCGACACUACCAAACAACCCUGGUCCUCUCCCCAAUUCUCACAUUCUACUAUUAACGAUGCAUCCGCAUACCAAUUCCCUUCACCACCGCCCGCGACCACAACCGCUAAUCCCACUACACCACCAGGAACAUUCAACACUCCUACCUCCUCCACAAGCCACAACACCAGUAGCCACGACAGCAAUAACGCCGUUAACCUUCCCACUUUCACGUCAACCCAACAUCCUACGGCGCUGAACCUCCCCAUGCCUGUGCCAAUCUCCACCGCACCCAACAUCAACAUCGAUAUGCAACAAAACCCAAACCCUAACCGCAACUUAUCCUUCCAAUCUCCCAGUCCCAGGUCGAACAACCCUUUACCAGAUCCUCUUAACCUCCAAUUCGACUGGGACCAGUGGGAUGCCGUUUUCGGGCCGUCACUUCCUGUCGUUGAUGACUUGAUGCAUCUUGAUAGCAUCAAUACUGGCAUGAUGGGGCCAGUCGCAGGGGUGGGUGGGAACAUGGAAACUGGUAUUAUCGCUGGCGGUGGCGGCGGUGGUGGUGGUGGCGGCGGUGGAAGAGGAGGUGGAGGAGAAUCUGUUCUAAGCGGUGACGAGUCGGGCGCGGGAUUAAUGGAUCUUGGGUUAGCAGCUGAGUAUUACAACGGUCGUGGGCCCUGA